AUACUAAUAUAAUAAUCCGCAAUCUCCCUUUGCUCGCACGUCUUCCCCGCAGUCUUAAUCCAAUCGCCACCUACUUUUGCUGCCGAUCGACGGCCUUCUCGUUUGUCGAACUCGAAUCGCUUCCUCUGUUCUUUCGUUCUUGAAUCUAGAUUCCGGUGAACAAUAUGUCGUCGUCGCGGCGUGUUGAAGCGGCGGCGGCGGAUGGCGAUGAUGAGGAGGCGUUCGAACACACGCUGUUGGUGGUGCGCGAAGUGACAGUGUACAAGAUCCCACCGAGAAGCACUAGCGGCGGGUACAAAUGCGGGGAAUGGCUGCAAUCCGACAAGAUCUGGUCGGGCCGCCUCCGGGUCGUCUCCUGUGGCCACCGCUGCGAGAUUCGUCUCGAGGAUCCCGCCUCCGGGGAACUCUUCGCUGCCUGCUUCAUUCUCCCUGGCCAGCGCGAGAGCUCAGUAGAACCCGCCCUCGACUCCUCCCGCUAUUUCGUUCUCAAAAUCGAGGACGGAUGCGGUAAGCACGCCUUCAUCGGUCUCGGAUUCAACGAGCGCAACGAGGCCUUUGAUUUCAAUGUGGCCCUUUCGGACCACGAGAAGUACCUGAGGAGAGAGAACGACAAGGAGGAGGGUGAGGACGAAGAUAGCCACAUUGACAUACAUCCGGCAGUCAACCAUCGACUAAAGGAAGGUGAAACCAUUCGCAUAAAUGUGAAGAAUAAAACAUCUAGUGGAGGAGGCAUGCUUUCAACUGCUGGCUUAACUGGAGGACCCUUGAACAAGCCAAAAGUUGGUACACUUCUUGCACCUCCACCUGGUAGUGCAGGGAAGAUCAAGUCACCUCUUCCACCACCACCUAAUGAUCCUGCAACUGCUAGGAUGGCAUCAGGUCAACAUGCUGGACUGAAGGCUGCUGAGGAAUCCACGGGCCGACCUGUUGAUCCUUUGUCUGAUUUUUCUGCCAUUGAGAGAAAUCUACCUUCUUCAACCAAGCCAGGAUCUAAUAAGAAUACUGCAUCUGGGUGGGCAGCAUUUUGAGUCAAAAUGAAGCUUACUGAUUUGAUUCAUGGUAUACACGAAGAGAAUGGUACACAUGUCUAGGCUCUAAAGCCUCAGUUUUUCUUGUUUGGCUGGUAAUAAUUCCAGGGUAAUUAUCCAUGCUUAUUUGUGUCAUGUAUUGGAUUCUCUAGGGUAUGCUGCGAAUUAUUCUUCUAUCUGAACUUAUUUUGGCCGGAUGAAGCUUUGUAAACUGCAUUUAGUCCAUCUAUAUACAAGUUAUUGUUAAAAUUUCUGAUGUUUUGAUUUCA
Zingiber officinale is the source of this 1297-nucleotide messenger RNA. RefSeq lists its product as uncharacterized. The record is from RefSeq and is a predicted model, not a curated record. The transcript is spliced from 4 exons. NCBI's taxonomy places the organism in Eukaryota, Viridiplantae, Streptophyta, Magnoliopsida, Zingiberales, Zingiberaceae. Gene Ontology annotation, biological process: endocytosis. The coding region runs from base 165 to 1028 and encodes 287 amino acids. Gene Ontology annotation, cellular component: membrane; clathrin vesicle coat.